GAGAUGAACAGUACGGGAAGACCGCUCACCAGCGUUAGCAGCCAAUCCAAAUUGGCUGGCUGAAUAUGCUCAAGCCGGUGGAUCACAGAUCGCAUAGUGAGUGGUAUUUACCUCUGGAGAAAAACAUGUUUGUUCCAUUUGGUGAAGUGUUGAUGGCUACGUGUACGCUUGCGAGUCUUCGACAGCGCACAACGAGAUCCCGCUCGAUCAAUGGGCAGCGAAGCAGUAUUGCUUGCAUUUGCACCCCAUGUGAUUCCCUCGCUGUCUCCGAGCAUCCAGGCAUCCAGGUAUCCCCGCGCUUCCGCGAACCCGCGGUGGACAGUCCUGCACACCAAUCAACAGGUUGCGGGGGGAACAAGAGGAAGGAAGGGAGUCAAAUCAAAACGCGUUCAAAACGCAGGAGCGAAGGCACAACAGGCCACUUGUUUCUGGACCCGACUACGACAGCUGGGGAAACUGAGGUUACAACGUCGGGCCUAGCACCUUUCACUAUUUCAUCACUUAUUCACUGUCCAGUCUCGUCCAUUCGCAGGAGAAGUCUCGGCUGGCGGAAAAUUAUCUGUAUGGUUAGGAGAAGGCUCCGUCGCUGAACUACUGGGUGGAACCAAACUCUUCCGCCUUCCGGGAGGGUAGCGUGAGCGGAGGCUGACAGCGGAGCGGGCAAUAUCACACCAUUCAUGGAUGCAUAGCGGAUUGAUUGAUCGUCGGGUUGGCGAGUGCAGGGCGGUAAUGGCGAGUAACAUGGUUGGCGAGAGGAAAAUGCCUCCUCC
This is a messenger RNA of Cucurbitaria berberidis CBS 394.84, 770 nucleotides long. RefSeq lists its product as uncharacterized. Lineage: Eukaryota; Fungi; Ascomycota; Dothideomycetes; Pleosporales; Cucurbitariaceae. Bases 66 to 590 code for a protein of 174 amino acids. The transcript has a single exon. The record is from RefSeq and is a predicted model, not a curated record.